Messenger RNA from Coccomyxa subellipsoidea C-169, 1185 nucleotides. RefSeq lists its product as hypothetical. The annotation marks the transcript as partial. The transcript is spliced from 5 exons. The record is from RefSeq and is a predicted model, not a curated record. Lineage: Eukaryota; Viridiplantae; Chlorophyta; Trebouxiophyceae; Coccomyxaceae.
CAGGCGUCUACAGCGCGAGGAGGUCCUACUUGACGCAGUCAGAUCUGUCAAGCUCAUUUAUGUCAGAUCUAAACCCAUAUGACCAGUAUGAGGCAUCAGUAACCAUGGACAAAGCAGGCACAUGCCUUGCCGGGGCCAAUGCCCUGUUGAGGAGCGGUGCAUCUGAGGGGUUCCGUGUACCCCCACUCAUCCGAUUUGUCUCCGAGGAGAUGCCAUACUUGUCAAACACCAAUGGGGGACCGCGCAUGUUUGUGAAUCUGGAGGACCAUCUGUCACACACGCUUAAAAAGCCCAACGUCGAGCUUGAGAGAGUUGUGCGGUACUUUGUCGAGGAGUGCGAUGCACGGUUACACUGGGGGAAGGCAGGCUGGCCCUUCUUGGAACCAUGCUUUGAUGGAGCAGCCCACUACGCCAAAUGGUGUGAUUUUGGCUGUGCAGUCCAGGAGUUGGACCCGGGCGGCAAAUUCCAAACGCAGAGCAAUGCAUGGUCGUGGAGAGCCAAACAGAAUGGUGUGGAUGUUCCCCUGAGCCAGUGCUGCACGCCAGCAGGCUUCAGCAGCCAGUGCACAUGUGCCUCAAGGACUGACAGGACGGGAUGCCCUGCGCCGGGGACACAAUUGCACAUUGUGGCUGACUGACAAGCAUGUUGCUUUCGUUAGUCUUCUAUUGUUUGCUGGCAGCUUGCUUUCCUUGUGCCAUGUGCCGGGUUGGCUCUUAUCCAGACAGCCUCAUUCACAGGCUCAUGUCAUCAGCUGAGUUCUCAUCAGUUCUCUGAUGGGCGUAGUAGUGUGCGGAGCAGCUUUUCAUAUUUGAUGGAAGAAAUUUGUUCCACUACGUAGACAUCAUCUCCUGCAUUAUGUCAAGGUGUAUACAGAGCCAGGACUCAGACUCUGGCAAUCAGACGUUACGCAAUGACUGCCAUUGGAGACUUGAUGGUCUGUCACACAUUUUUCAGGAUGUUGAUCUGCCAUAUAGAUCCUUGGGGUCUCCGCAGUUGUUUUGAAAAGAAUGGAUGUUUGCUACAGCUGUACCUGUUCCUCAUGCAGUUUGCAACUUUUCCAAUAAUUGCCAAGAGCACCUGUGCCAAUGGCUUUACCAUACAAAUAGUCCGGUGCACUGCUAUAGAUUAUUGACAACCUGAUCAUCUGCUCUGCUCGUGUUAUGUAACCAGAACAAUGAUGAGCG